ACAGCUGAUCGCCAGUCGUCAGCUAUGCGCCACACGUUGACAACACACUGCACGAGUUUCACCUUGUUGUGAAGUUACUUGGACAGGGUGAACCUUAGACAGCACCGCGGAAAUGCCGAAGUACUGCUCGGUACCGAACUGCAGGAACGAGUCCGGGCCCGGCGGAGACCGGAAGAGCUUCUACAAGUUCCCUCUGCAGGACCCGGCCCGGCUGCAACAGUGGCUGAGCAACAUGAGGCGGGGGAACUGGACCCCCUCUCGACACCAGUAUAUUUGCCAUGAGCAUUUCACGCCUUCGUGCUUCAAGGUGCGAUGGGGCAUCCGUUACCUUGAGAGCGACGCAGUGCCCACCAUCUUCCAGGAGGUGGAGAUAAAACACACGGCUGAGUCUCAAAAUAAACGGGAAGCCACAGAUCACAGUGAGAGGAAUCCGAAACAGCUUCGAGCUAACAGUCAUCAAAGCACAGCAGUGGAGACGGACAGCACGUUACAAACGGUACACCUGUACGAGAUCACUGUGGACCCGCACCAGAGGGGGGGAACCAACCUGGUGGAGCUAAGUGAUGUUGAAGAACCUGGGCGCUCAGACUUAACCGGGGACGGAUUCCAAACGGCAGCUAAUUUCCCGUUAACUUUAUUCCAGACGGUAAAUGACGUGAGUAACAGCGGAGAGGUGGUGGUGAUGUCUGAGUCCCCUGCUGGUGAAGGGCAGGAGGAGCUCCUGAGUGGAAUCACCGCUGCACUUUUAACUCAGGGCCACGGGCUGGUCAUGAACGUCUCCACACUGGGCUGUUCAGGUGAGGGUGUACCCCCCCUCGGGGUUAAAGGUGUGACUUUUGCCACAGAGGAAAUCACCGGAGGACAUGAAACUCAAGUCAUCGCUUACUUUGAGGCGAUACCAAGCGCUCUCCCUGCAGAGAACCCCGCCCUGCCCUCCUUAUCCCCGGACACUAUGCUGUCCUCCGCUCUGAGCUCCAAGCCCAUCUCCUCCACUCUGCCCAUAGUGUCCAAACACCUGCCCCCCUCCCCCGAGUCCCUGGUCCUCACCAUGGAGAGACAGGACACAGAUGAGGGAGACGACGACAUGUCAGAAGAGGACGCCACGGAGCAGCAGUUGGAGGAGCACUGCUACCAUAAGAACAGUCUGAGUAAGGAGCAGUUGGAGGCCAUCGUGUCCGAGCUGCAGAAGAAGGUGAAGGUGCUGCAGCAGAGACACCGCCGACACCUGGAGAAACUCCUGGGCCUGGAGAACACCGUCAGCCAGCUGAGGCAGAACAACCUGCUGAACGAGGAGCGGCUCCAGCUGCUGGAGAAGGCUUACAUUCAGAGCAGUGCAGCAGUGUCAGACUCUGGAGAGACGGUGACCAUCAUCUAUGAAGCGGACGAUGCAGCAUACUUGUAUACUCCGCUGGUAAACGCAGACUAAGAGCUGUGAGACUGACUGUCCCCUCUGUGUGUCUGUCCACUGCCACAUAGCUAUUGCUGCUUAAAAAACAAAAUACUACCAAAUUACUUUCCCCGUUUACUAACUGAGAUUUGUGUAUGGAAUGUGGAGCUUUGCACACAUAUGGAUGAGUAGUAUGGGACAAGAUUGAAUGUGUUCUUUCUUUCAUAAGGUUUCUUUCACUGAAAAAAUGGUAUAUGUCAACAGAUUUCACAUAAUUGUAUUAGGUUAGGUAAAAGCAAUAAUAUUAAGUUUAAAUUAAAAAUAUUAGGUUCAACUUAAUGUUAUUGCUUAUGUUAUUUCAACUAACCUAUUUAAGUUAUGUGUAAUCUGUUGACAUAAUGCAUUUAAAGUCAACGUUUACAUUUUUUCAGUGUUCUGCUGCCAUUCCCCCUCUUACCCUCAACCACUCUUUGUUUGACUUCCAAGUGUUUUUGUUUGUGAUAAUGUAAAUAUCAAAUAAAAAAAAAUGAACUUCCA
Messenger RNA from Trematomus bernacchii (emerald rockcod), 1924 nucleotides. Its product is annotated as THAP domain-containing protein 5-like. The record is from RefSeq and is a predicted model, not a curated record. NCBI's taxonomy places the organism in Eukaryota, Metazoa, Chordata, Actinopteri, Perciformes, Nototheniidae.